Messenger RNA from Mangifera indica (mango), 1223 nucleotides. RefSeq names its product agamous-like MADS-box protein MADS2. The record is from RefSeq and is a predicted model, not a curated record. Gene Ontology annotation, biological process: positive regulation of transcription by RNA polymerase II. Gene Ontology annotation, molecular function: RNA polymerase II cis-regulatory region sequence-specific DNA binding; protein dimerization activity; DNA-binding transcription factor activity, RNA polymerase II-specific. NCBI's taxonomy places the organism in Eukaryota, Viridiplantae, Streptophyta, Magnoliopsida, Sapindales, Anacardiaceae. The transcript has 8 exons. Gene Ontology annotation, cellular component: nucleus. Bases 226 to 951 code for a protein of 241 amino acids.
AUAAAAGGACAAAGAGUAAAAAAGCCAUCAGGCAGUCCCAACUUCUCUCUUUCUUCUGCAUAAAAUGAUAUCUGGUGCCUACUUUCUUCAAAAGCAGAAUAGCUUCUUGCCCUAAACAAGAAGCAAAAGAGAGAGAGAAAUUAAAAAGGAAAAUCAAAUUAUUCUGGUUUGGUUGCCAUAAUUGAUUUUUAGAUUAAAAAACAAAUAAUUGAUAAUAUAUUAGUGAUGGGGAGGGGAAGAGUGGAGCUGAGGAGGAUAGAGAACAAGAUAAACCGGCAGGUGACUUUUGCAAAGAGAAGAAAUGGACUGUUAAAGAAGGCUUAUGAGCUCUCAGUUUUGUGUGAAGCUGAGGUUGCUCUUAUCAUCUUCUCUAGCCGUGGUAAACUCUAUGAGUUCUCAAGCACUUCCAAUAUUGCCAGUACACUUGAGAGGUACGAAAGUUAUAGUUAUGGAUCUCUGGAAGCAAACCUGCCUAAUAACGACAUUGAGAGCAACUACCAGGAAUACUUACAGCUUAAAUCAAGAUUUGAGCAGUUAAAGCACUCCCAGAGACAACUUCUCGGUGAAGAUAUAGGAGACUUGGGAAUAUCAGACCUUGAACGGCUGGAGCGGCAACUGGACAAUUCAGUGAGGCAAAUCAGGUCACGCAAGGCCCAAUCUCAGCUUGAUCGGCUUUCUGAACUUCAAAGGAAGGAAGAAAUGUUAAUGGAAACCAACGAUGUCUUAAGGAAGAAGUUGGAAGACAUUGAUACAGCACUUAAAUCAUGGGAAGCUGGCGACCAAAGCUUCACCUACAGCAAUAGGACUACUCAGUUUGAGCCUUUUACCCAUCCUUUAAAUAACAAUAACACACUGCAGAUGGGGUGCAAUUCUGGUGGGGUUACGCAUGAGGGAACUGCGGCUACUUCAUCCCAAGAUGUGAAUGGACUCAUUCCAGAGUGGAUGCUGUGAGUCCCCUUGAAAAACCAACAAUUAUUUGUGAAAGCAAGUAAUAAUGCAAGAGAAUAAGUAGACUCUGUUGUAUGUCAACUCAGCUUCUUGUUAUUGAACAAUGGUUAUUGGCAGUUGUUGAAAAACCCUAUGUGAUAAAGGGUAAGCCAAUGCAAUUAUAUUCAGACUUGGAACAACCGAUUUGCUUCUUGUUCUUGCAGUCUACAUAUUUAUAUCUAUAGCUGCUGUUGCUUUCGAAAAAUAAAUCUUAAUGUUUAGUGGUUUUUGGAUUU